AAAAUUCUAACAAAGAAGGGCUGAAACUUUGACUAAAUUCUCAGACAACGCAGAGAGAGAGCGACGACUUCUUCCUCGUCUUCCUUCUCCUCGAGCAACUUUACGAAAGUUCUUCGAAGCUCAAACUUCUCUCUCUCUCUCUCUCUCUCUAUGUGAUUUUGAUUAAUCGGCAUUUUCGGUUUGGAAUUUCGUAUCUGUGGCUCGAAACGGAAGUAGUAGUUGAAGAAUUGAAUUGAAUCGAGGAAGGGAGAUUUGUUUUUUCGGUUUACGGAAUUCGAUUCGGUCAACGAAUUUUUGUGCCUGUAGGUGAUCGGUCAACGGGAUUGGUUAUACGAAGGAGAUGUUUAUGGAAGUUUGAAGGAAUGGAGAUGACGGAACGAAGGCGACGACUCAUCUCGGUUGUUUCGGGUUCUGCUUUUAUGUGGUUGAUUUUGUUAUUUGGCUUGUUCAGAAAAGUAUAUGCUAAUUCAGAAGGUGAUGCCCUGAAUGCGUUGAAGACCAACUUACUUGAUCCCAACAAUGUUCUUCAGAGUUGGGAUGCCACACUUGUUAAUCCCUGCACAUGGUUUCACGUUUCCUGCAAUAACGACAACAGUGUUACUCGAGUUGACCUUGGAAAUGCAAAUUUAACUGGUACACUGGUUCCUCAGCUUGGUCAGCUAACGAAUCUACAGUACUUGGAACUUUAUAGCAAUAAUAUAAGUGGAAAAAUCCCGGAAGAGCUUGGAAAUUUGACAAACUUGGUGAGCUUGGAUCUUUACGUGAACAAAUUAAAUGGUCCGAUUCCAACCACAUUGGGGAAGCUUGCAAAACUACGUUUCCUACGUCUCAACAACAACAGUUUGUCAGGGACUAUUCCUAUGACUUUAACAGGUGUUGACUCACUGCAAGUCUUGGAUCUUUCAAACAACAAGCUGUCAGGAGAUAUUCCAGUUAAUGGUUCUUUUACAUUAUUUACUCCCAUCAGUUUUCAAAAUAAUCCGCUAAAGCCGCUCCCAGUUUCACCACCUCCUCCUUUAACUCCACCAGCUGGUUCCCCAGGUAGUAGUACAACUGGACCUAUUGCUGGAGGAGUUGCUGCUGGUGCCGCUCUUCUUUUUGCUGUCCCUGCAAUUGCUCUGGCUUGGUAUCGGAGAAGGAAACCACAGGAUCAUUUCUUUGAUGUACCUGCUGAGGAGGAUCCAGAGGUCCAUCUGGGACAGCUUAAAAGGUUUUCUCUAAGGGAGCUUCAAGUUGCUACUGAUAAUUUUAGCAAUAAACAUAUUCUAGGCCGAGGUGGAUUUGGCAAGGUUUAUAAAGGGCGCUUAACGGAUGGCUCCCUAGUUGCAGUAAAAAGGCUUAAAGAAGAGCGUACCCAAGGUGGGGAGCUACAGUUCCAAACAGAAGUAGAAAUGAUCAGCAUGGCUGUACACCGUAACCUACUCCGCCUCCGUGGAUUUUGCAUGACACCAACCGAACGGUUGCUUGUGUACCCAUAUAUGGCUAAUGGAAGUGUUGCAUCUUGUUUAAGAGAUCGUCCUGAUUCACAGUCCCCACUUGAUUGGGAAAUACGAAAACGCAUUUCAUUGGGAUCUGCAAGGGGCCUUGCUUAUUUGCACGAUCAUUGUGAUCCUAAGAUUAUUCACCGUGAUGUCAAAGCUGCAAACAUAUUGUUAGAUGAGGAAUUCGAGGCAGUCGUUGGAGACUUUGGGUUGGCUAAACUCAUGGAUUAUAAAGAUACUCAUGUUACCACUGCUGUGCGUGGCACCAUUGGGCAUAUAGCACCAGAGUACCUCUCAACUGGAAAGUCUUCAGAGAAAACAGAUGUUUUUGGAUAUGGAGUUAUGCUUCUUGAACUCAUAACUGGACAGAGAGCUUUUGAUCUAGCUCGUCUUGCAAAUGAUGAUGAUGUCAUGUUGCUUGAUUGGGUCAAAGGACUCUUGAAAGAUCGCAAGUUAGAAACAUUGGUGGAUGCCGAUCUACAAGGAAAUUAUGUCGAUGAGGAGGUGGAGCAGCUGAUCCAAGUGGCUCUUCUCUGCACACAAGGCACAGCCGGUGAACGGCCGAAGAUGUCUGAGGUGGUGAGAAUGCUUGAAGGGGAUGGAUUAGCAGAAAGAUGGGAGGAAUGGCAAAAAGAGGAGAUGUUCCGCCAAGACUUCCACCCGACACACCAUCCAAAUACUCAUUGGAUUGUUGACUCUACUUCACACAUCCCUCCAGAUGAAUUGUCUGGUCCCAGAUGAUACCCCUUUGAUGGUUGUCUAUGUAUACACGAGAGACCAAUUCAAGGUCUGUUUUGUAUUUUUGUUAAUGUUGCUGUUGUUGUUGUAAUAAUAUCAUAUAGGUUGUGUAAAUGUUUCACUUUUUGUUAUUUGAUAGUUCUCAUUUAAUAUUGUUCGAUGUCCAAUAUGUAUCACACAUUGGGGUCGGUGCUCUGUUGUAAUUUUCACAUAGGCUUUUUUUAAGUGAUAGUAAGAAAUUAUUGAAGUGCUACCGAACAAGGCAGGAAUGGCCACCGAAGCACCCCAAAAAUGUCAAUUUUAUGUAUCUCAUUAUUAGAAAAAGUUGGCCUCUUAAA
Messenger RNA from Humulus lupulus (European hop), 2557 nucleotides. Its product is annotated as BRASSINOSTEROID INSENSITIVE 1-associated receptor kinase 1-like. Gene Ontology annotation, molecular function: protein kinase activity; protein binding; ATP binding. The coding region runs from base 363 to 2222 and encodes 619 amino acids. Lineage: Eukaryota; Viridiplantae; Streptophyta; Magnoliopsida; Rosales; Cannabaceae. The transcript has 11 exons. Gene Ontology annotation, biological process: protein phosphorylation. The record is from RefSeq and is a predicted model, not a curated record.